CAAGGCAGACUGAUUCAGUGUUCACUUCCACUCACCAGAUGAACACCGACUCGCAACUAGUGCUCGUUCCCUCACCAGGCAUGGGUCACCUAGUGCCCGCCGUCGAGUUCGCUAAGCUUCUCAUCGACCGCCAUCACCGCCUCACCAUCACCCUCCUCAUCAUCACACAACCAUCUGAUCCCACCGUCGGAGCCUACACUCUCUCCCUCACUUCCUCAUUGUCCUUCCCAAAACGUCUUCACUUUGUUCUCCUUCCUCCCCUCCCUGACCCUACCAACUCUCACUCUCUUCAUCCAUCUGCCGUUUUGGACUCUCGCAUUCAAGACCAGAAACCCAAUGUCAGAGAUGCUGUGUCCAAACUCAAGUCGGAUCCCUACUCGCCACGGCUCGCUGGGUUCAUUGUGGACGUCUUCUGCACAGCCAUGAUUGAUGUGGCCACCGAGUUCGGGGUUCCUACCAUUGUGUUCUUCACCUCGGGCGCUGCUUUUCUAAGGUUCAAGCUUCAUACUCACACGCUCUGGGAGCAAGAGAAGGUAGACACGACCGCGUUUGACUUGGUGGACUCGGGCUCUGAGUUUGCCAUCCCGAGUUUCGUGAACCGUGUUCCUGUUAGUGUUUUCCCUGGGAUUUCGUUGGACAGGCAGUGGAAGCUAUUUUUCUUCAAUCACACAAGCAGGAUGAAGAAGGCAAAGGGCAUCAUAGUAAACACGUUCGAGGAGCUUGAAUCCCAUGCCGUCCGAUCUUUCUCAAAGAGUGAUUUCACCAUUUAUCCCGUCGGACCCAUCUUAAGCGGCGGAGGGGACAAAAAGACAGUUCCAAAAGGAUCAGACGUCAUGCAGUGGCUUGAUGAUCAACCUCCUUCGUCUGUUCUAUUCUUGUGCUUCGGAAGUAGGGGUUGUUUCGAGGAGGAAGAUCAAGUGACAGAGAUCGCACGCGCUCUUGAAACAAGUGGGGUCCCGUUCGUGUGGUCUUUACGGAAGCCCCCACCCAAGGGUUCCAUGGAACCGCCAAGCGAUUACUCUGAACUGGAACAACUAUCACUAUUUCCGGAGGGAUUCCUAGAGAGGACAUGUGAGAAUGGAAGAGUGAUAGGCUGGGCUCCACAGGCCCAAAUUUUAGCUCACAGAGCAAUAGGAGGGUUUGUGUCGCAUUGCGGGUGGAAUUCCAUCCUGGAAAGUGUAUAUUACGGCGUGCCCAUUGCGACGUGGCCGCUUGCUGCGGAUCAACAAUUAAACGCAUUUCAACUUGUGCUUGAGUUGAAGCUGGGGGUGGAGAUCUGCCUGGAUUACAGGAGAGGAUGGAGCAGUGUGGUAAGUGCAGAGAGAAUAGAGAAAGGCAUAAGGGAAGUGAUGCAGAAGGAGAGUGAGGUGAGGAAGAAGGUGAAGCUGAUGAGGGAGAUGAGUAAGAGGGCUUUAAUGGAGGGAGGAUCUUCCUACUCUUGCUUGGGCCGUUUCAUAGACGAUGUGCUGAAUAAUAGGAUUUGAAGCUGCACUGGGAUUGAUGAAGACCACCGCAAGACUGUUUCUGUGCUUAUAUUACGUGUAGCGAGGUCGUUUUCUCGCAUAUUGUGUUUGC
This is a messenger RNA of Neltuma alba, 1575 nucleotides long. Its product is annotated as anthocyanidin 3-O-glucosyltransferase 2-like. The transcript is spliced from 2 exons. Bases 39 to 1484 code for a protein of 481 amino acids. Lineage: Eukaryota; Viridiplantae; Streptophyta; Magnoliopsida; Fabales; Fabaceae. Gene Ontology annotation, molecular function: UDP-glucosyltransferase activity. The record is from RefSeq and is a predicted model, not a curated record.